CUGACUUUACACACACACACACACAUAUCUGUAGUACACUACACUACCUUCAGUUCUGAUCAUCUGCAUCUCUUCAGGAUGACACAUCUUAUUUGCAACGCCUGCUUUAUCCUGCCUGUUGCUUUACAUCUGCUGUUAUUCCCCAGUCCAUGUUCUGCUGCAGCCACUAGGAAGUGCGGCUCCAUCUAUAAAGGGUUUGCCCAGUGUCUGCUGGCUUUAGGGGACAGUCUUUCUGUCACCGCCCAAAGAGACGAAGACACACAGGAGAUUGACUCUAUUUGCAAGUCCUGGGAUGACUUUCACGACUGCGCAAAUGUCGCCAUGGCCGGCUGCCCGGAUGAAGCUGCUGCAGUGUGGGAGUCUCUGAGACAGGAGUCCAAAAAGAUGCAGUUUUCUGGGAACCUGUAUGAGAUGUGCUCCAGUCGUAGCCAAUCAGCGGCGGCCUCUGAUUCCCAAAGCCCGGAUGAAACAAAUCAGGAAUCAUUAAAGGGUCGCGCUAGUCAUACAAGUCUGAGCCUUUAUACCCUUUUGACCUUUUGUUUUCCUAUACUACUGUUUCCAUGGAUAUAAAUACAUUUCUCUGCUUUCUUAAAAAGACUCACCUCAAAGCAAUCCAGGACAUUGACAAACAUAUUGACUGGUUAUGUUCUUGCAUCAUGAAUAAUAAUGUUUUUUUUGUUCAGUCAAACUUUUCAGAACAACAAAAAAAAGUUAUUUUCACACGUGGGAAGGCAAAAUCUUACUCUUAAGUACAAUAAACAUUAGGUGGACCAUAAUGCUCCUCUCUAUUGAUGAUCCUCUAUAGACCUGAUGAGGUAAAAAUAAAGACCCACAAUAAUUUCAGACAAGUCCAUUGUAGUACAAUGGGUAUCAAAGCAAAGACCUCCCAAAAAAGUCAUUAUUUCGCUUCAUACUUUUUAUAGACCCCUAAAAGGAUUAGGUGAAAUGAUUACCACAAAUAAAAGUAAAUCUAAGCAACACAUCUCACCUAUAGGCUUUGCUUAAAAAACCCUCAUCAGACUUGAGGUGUUUAGUUUGAAUGCCUUUGGGUGACAGUUUCAUUGAUUUAGCUUAACAAACAGCACGGUAUUGUGCUCAAAGGUGUUUUUGUACUAAUCUGAAUCAGCAUAGAAAAGGCGUUCACUUAAUGUUGGUCAGAGUGCAAUGUAUAUAUUGUAUAUACUUACAUACACAUACACUCCUCAUAGAUACUUUUUUAUUUUUUCAAAUAUUUGUAAUUACACAUCAAAAAACUAAUUUAUUAGCUUCAAACAAAUCACCAAACAAUGAUAAUAUAUUGUAAAUAUGACCGAAAUGCUGUAAAGAAUGGCUUAUUUCAUACUGUAGUUCUAAACCUGUCAUUUACUGUAGGCGUGCAACAACUGAAUGAGCAAAUCGAUGGGGGUUAACAGCAUAAACCGAUUAACAACUAAUGAUUACAAAUUGAACGACUGCUGCCAUAAAUAUGAGCGUCUAGUUUGUUUUGGGAGGACAUGUGGUGGUUUAAUGUAUAAAGUAAAUGCGCUGUUACAGAGGUUGUUACCCAGAUCAGCUUUCAUUAUCUACACGCUCUACGCUGACUCUGCUCGGCUCAGCGGAUUUUUAAGUCAAUGUGAUUUAUGUUUAAUUUUUAGAUUUAAUUGGCAAUCAAUCAUGUUUACCAAUGCAGUAAACUUAUUAAGGAGGGCAAAAGCCAUUUAUUUAGUCAAAGAACAGAAAACUUUAAUGAGGGGGAAUUGCACUACAGUGUCACAAAAUUUGUUUUUGUUUGGUAAUAGCGUUUCCUUGAGAAAUUGUUUUGAUAUUGUUUAUGACAUGUGUUUAACACAGCAUUGCGGCUUGAUCAAAAGCAGACUCUUAAUGCUCCGACCUGUGUUUCUUUGCUAAAAGUCCAAUUAAAAUUUUGUCAUGAUCAGUGAAUGUAGAAAAAAAAGUCUAUAUAGUGACAGUCUCAAUAAUAUAGAAAGGGCUAAUAUGUAUUAUGUCAAUCCUUGCUACUAAAUAGUGUUCAUCCAUAAAUACCUCCUUUAUUGAAACUUCUUUAAUAAUAUAUAAAUAAACACUGUUAUAAUUUUGCUUGACUGAUACAUGUUAAAUGAACUGCAUGUAUAAGACAUUUCCUGUCAAAAGUGUAUUUAUUUAAUUUAGCUAUCUUACAUAUUGCCGAUUGCUUACUUUUACGCUGUUACCAGAAAAAAAAUCACAAAAAAUAAAUAAAAUCCACUUAAUUUUAAUGCAGAUGUUCUUUGCUUUAAAUGCUUUUUGUUUAGAAACAUUGGUCCUAUCAUACAACUGUCUAUAUACUAUUUGCUAAAUGGCAAUAUACCAUAUAUUACAAAUAAAAGGUGCUGGUAAAUACAGUAAAUAAAACACCCUUGCCUUGGUUUAUGCCCAUAAAACAUGUUGUUUUCUCUGCAAGCCUUGUAAUAUGUGAGAGCUCUCAAACAGAAUGUGUGUAAAUCACCGUUUGUUAUUUUUCUACCUCUUCUAGAUAUUAAUAUUUUAUUGUUCACAAAUGCCUCUGUAAACACAAACCCAUCUUUCUGUUAGUAAGACAGAUUACCUCCAAACACAAGUGAACCUUACUGUGCACUCCUGCAGUGCUUGUCCAAUCGUUUUUAGGGCAUUUGUAACUCUUGCUUCAUGCUUUUGCAUUUAACCAAGUGAUAUUUCUGUAGAAGUCAUGCAUUCUGUACAAAAACCUUCAACUAAAACGUUUUAAAAGUCAGUGCAGCUCGUUUUAUAUGGGACUUUGGGCCAGGCUUGUGUUACAGUAAGGGAGCUAAAACACUUAUUGAUGUUAGUGUACUCUAUGGUGAGAUGAUGAUAUAUGUCUUGACAGUAAUCCAGUAACAGUGUAAAGAGUAAUGUGGAUGCACUGUGGUUUUAUUGCUUGUUGGUGGCGUUUUAAUUGCAGGAAGGCUUACCGUUUUGCAUUUCCUUUGGUCUGUUUUAAUAGGAUAUUUCUGUGGUGGCAGAGAUGGAAGCAGCAUCGUUUUUUGGCAUUGUAGUGCGUUCUGCUUGUAAUUUCCAAGGACAACGCUCUCUAAUUAAAUUAAAAUGUUUAUACAGUAAAAUAAUUAUAGGAAAACUGAUCCAAGCCUGGCAUUAGUUUAUGCAAGGAGUUAGGCAAUCUUUGAGUAGCAACCAACCAGCUGGCAUUCCAGCGUACCCUACAUGUGGUCAAACAAACAUCCAGCUAAUUACCAGCUUGUGCCAAUCAAUGCAAUGCAAAGGUCAUGGGUUUAAUCCCAGGUAACACUUAUACCUACUGAUUAAAGAAACUGUAUAAAUAAUAAACUGAUUAAAGAUUGUGUUGUAAAUUGCUUUAAAUAAAAGCAUUGGACAAAUUCAUACAGUGUAAAAAAAAUUGGCAUGACGUUUAAACAACUUAAAGGACACUCCACUUUUUUUGAAAAUAUGCUAAUUUU
Molecule: messenger RNA, 3431 nt
Organism: Paramisgurnus dabryanus
Lineage: Eukaryota; Metazoa; Chordata; Actinopteri; Cypriniformes; Cobitidae
Gene: nrn1la
Product: neuritin 1-like a
Biological process (GO): neuron projection extension; nervous system development
Cellular component (GO): plasma membrane
Source: RefSeq, a predicted model, not a curated record